AGUUUUCGGGCGAUCCGCGUGUGAAGACCAGUCCUCGCUGUGCUGGUUUGCAUUAACUCUCAGGGCGUCUCCGAGUGACUGUGCCAAUAAUAAUAUCUUCCAUCAAAACUCAUACGAGAUCAUGAAUGGGGUUGCCCAGAGAGUUGCAGCAAGCAAAGAAAGCCUUAUCGAGUGACGCUAACCGGAGACGAUGUACUAGAGUGCGGGCGUGCGGGCGCGCGGGUGAUGUGUCAAGUGUGAGUGUGGGGGGGCUGUGAUGAUGACGAGGGCCGCGGAGGGCCCUCCCUGACACUGUGUGGGUGGUAUGUGAGGACGACAUGCGGGUAGCAACCGCACCCGCAGUCAGGCCACCCGCGGGUGGCAGUCCUCACCCGCACACUACCCACAUGAGCCUAUGGCCGCCCGCAUCGUCCUCGCCGGAGGUGGUGGUGGGCGUGGAAGUCCCGGAGACGUAUCAUCAGUGGUGGAACGAGUGGACCAACACUUCGGACGAAGAGGCCAAGUCACUGCUGGACGUCGACACGGACGAUACUCUCUCUAGCGGCAACUGGACGCUGGCAGAUGAGAACUGGACGCUGGCAGAUGAGAACUGGACGUUGACAGGCGACAACUGGACGACGGGAAGCGACGGAGAGCAGGAGGCAGCGUCCUCAGCAUCCAGGUGCUGUUCACAGCACUCACAGCCGUCAUCUUGGGCGUGAUGAUCCUCGCUACCAUCGUGGGUGAGUACCUUAUGGGUG
Molecule: messenger RNA, 740 nt
Organism: Cherax quadricarinatus
Lineage: Eukaryota; Metazoa; Arthropoda; Malacostraca; Decapoda; Parastacidae
Source: RefSeq, a predicted model, not a curated record